UGAGAAAACCGAGUCCCGGAGAGUUUGAGUGACCUGUUCAAGGUUUCCCAGCCCAGGAAGGGGCAGAGCUGGUUUCAAUCAAGACGCUGCCAAUGGGAGCUGCAUCUUGGCUUCUAGGGUGACUGGGCCCCAAAUUCAUUCUGGUGUUAUCUGUCUCUGUCCCUCCCCUAUUGUUGCCUCCUCCCUCCUGCCACCACCCACUUCAGACUUCCUCCUUCACUUGGUCAGACGCCACACCACGUCCUGCUGACCCUUGGACGGGGUGGCCAGACCGCCUGCACUAUGGGGGUCCCUGGACCCUCCACCAUGCUCCUGCUCCUGCCUCUCCUUCUGAUUUUGGCUGAUUUCAGCCCUGCCCAGGCCCAGCAAGAAUGCAACUGUUCAGUUGUGAGCCCAGGUGUGCUGGCGGGGAUUGUGCUGGGGGACUUGGUGCUGACCCUCCUCAUCGCCCUGGCGGUGUACUCCCUGGGCCGUCUGGUUCCCCAGAGCCGUGGGCCCGUGGAAGCAAUGUCUAGGAAGCAGCGCAUGGCUGAGACCGAGUCACCCUAUCAGGAGCUCCAAGGACAGAGGUCAGAUGUCUACAGCGAUCUCAACUCACAGAGGCAGUACUACAGAUGAACGCAAGUCACAGCUGACAACAACCUGAGGCCUGAAUCUAGCCAUUCUUGACAUCCAAGUCUUACUCCCAGCAACAUACAGAUCUAUAGAGGUAUCAGACCUCUUUUCAUGCCACCCCCAAAUAAACAAUAGAAUACAA
Messenger RNA from Erinaceus europaeus (western European hedgehog), 757 nucleotides. RefSeq names its product transmembrane immune signaling adaptor TYROBP (gene TYROBP). Gene Ontology annotation, biological process: negative regulation of B cell proliferation; positive regulation of macrophage fusion; microglial cell activation involved in immune response. The record is from RefSeq and is a predicted model, not a curated record. Gene Ontology annotation, cellular component: cell surface. Bases 283 to 618 code for a protein of 111 amino acids. Gene Ontology annotation, molecular function: signaling receptor binding. The transcript has 6 exons. NCBI's taxonomy places the organism in Eukaryota, Metazoa, Chordata, Mammalia, Eulipotyphla, Erinaceidae.